Molecule: messenger RNA, 1101 nt
Organism: Entrophospora sp. SA101
Lineage: Eukaryota; Fungi; Glomeromycota; Glomeromycetes; Entrophosporales; Entrophosporaceae
Source: the annotation of a GenBank genome assembly
AUGGACACCGGUGAUGUACAAGUACAACAUCAACCGUUCACUCAAGACCCAAUAAGACAAUCUUGGAGCAAUAAUAAUUCAAAUAGUAAACAAGUAAAACAACGUAAAGAAAGUAGUGAUAAUAGUAAUAGCAUUGUUAAUAGCAAUUACAACAAUAUUAAUGGUAAUAAAAACAAGAAUGGUAAAAAUUUAAAUUUAAUAAAUGUUGAGUAUUCUCAAAAUUCAACAAAGUCUUCUAUCACUACUCCAAAAAUUUCUCAAAAUUUUAUUGCUCAGCCAAAAUCUGUCGCUUUUAUUAAUAAAAAUAGUUCACAACUAAACUCAUCAAAAUCUUCUCCAUUACCAUCAUAUAAUAAUAAUAAUAAUUUAUCAAAAAGUCCUCCUAAAAGUAACAAAAAUAUUAUUACUACUGUACAACAAAAAACAACAAACUACAAUAGAUCUAUUCCAAAACCACUUAAUUUAUCAAAAACGACCCAAUUUCAAAAUUUAGCAAGAGCACCACAGACUGCUACUUUUCCACAAAAAAUAAAUAGAAGUUAUAACCUUCUAAAUCCUCCUAAAACUGCCACUUUUCCAAAACAUUCUAAUGGAUUUCCAAAAGAUAUCAGACAACCCACUUUAAGGCUUCCUACUACUUCUCCCUCAACAACAAAUAAUUCUCAACAUGCUUACACUCUAAUGUGUAAUGAGCAAAAUUUAAAUGCUUUGGAGCUAACAAGAAAUAUAAACUAUAAUUCUAACUCAAUACCUGUUAGAUUCACUACAGCUAAUUGUCAUCAAGUUGAACCAAGUCCUGGUACAUCUGUAGUUGUGCUAAAUCAUCCUGAUGAUUCAGAUUCACAAGGAUCAUCACCACCAACACCAAGAUUUUUAUCUUCUGAAAAUUCUUCUGAUUCAACUGAUAUUUAUGAUUUCCAGCUACAAAAGAUGAAAGACGUAAAAGAUGCAAUUCUUCCUAUUCGUCAACCCAAAGGGCCUGAAAUGUCAAAAAAUUUUGCUACUAGAAUUCGUCGUAAAGCUGUUAGCAAGCUUCAUGCAGCAGCAGCUAACAGAAGGAGAAAGUCCGCAGCUGAUAGGAGAAAAUCUGCGAUGUUUUAA